Messenger RNA from Onthophagus taurus, 702 nucleotides. Its product is annotated as ETS homologous factor. NCBI's taxonomy places the organism in Eukaryota, Metazoa, Arthropoda, Insecta, Coleoptera, Scarabaeidae. The record is from RefSeq and is a predicted model, not a curated record. Gene Ontology annotation, molecular function: sequence-specific DNA binding; DNA-binding transcription factor activity, RNA polymerase II-specific. Gene Ontology annotation, cellular component: nucleus. Gene Ontology annotation, biological process: regulation of transcription by RNA polymerase II; cell differentiation.
UGUUUUAUUAGGUUGGAUCUGAUUUGGUGAUUCCUGCGUUUCCGAAGAUUAAAGUAGCAUUUUCGUCGGUUAAGUAUAAUAUUUGCGUAAGGCAACUUCCGAUAUUCGCGGUGUGUCAUUUAGGUUUUACCACACGGUUUGAAAUGUUGCCCAGUUUUUUUAGAGAAGAAUUUUCUCCGGUGUAUCAAUGUGAUGAUUUUUACAAUGAUCCCUUCGCUGAAGUAUACACAUUCACUCGAAGUGAAGACGAAGAUUAUAAUAUUUCAUGUUAUGAUUUUGUAGAGAAAUCAACGGGUUCUGAAUCGGAAGUUGAGAUUCCGAUUAAAAAAGAAAAGAAAAUUCUUCAUAAAGCUCAUAACCCGGCAAUUGUAAAUUUUAUCGUUGACCUUUUACACAAUCCCAAAACAAAUCCAAAAUUGAUUCGUUGGGAAGAUAUAGAUCGGGGAUUAUUUAAGUUUAUAAAACCGGAGGAAGUAAGUAAAUUGUGGGGUAAAAGAACUCCGAAAACAUAUAGAGAAAAAGAAAUGGAUUUUGGGAAAUUUUCUCGAGCAAUUAGAUAUCAUUAUAGUCAAGGUAAUUUCGAAGCUGUCCCUGAAAAGAAAUUAGUUUACAAAUUUGGGCCGAAUGCGAAAGGUUGGAAAGAUGGAAUGUUAAAAAUUUAGUCAAUAUUUAUUGUUUAUUUUACAAUAAGCAAUCAUUUUA